Histoplasma capsulatum G186AR is the source of this 1540-nucleotide messenger RNA. RefSeq lists its product as uncharacterized. The transcript is spliced from 3 exons. Gene Ontology annotation, molecular function: zinc ion binding. The record is from RefSeq and is a predicted model, not a curated record. Gene Ontology annotation, cellular component: nucleus. Lineage: Eukaryota; Fungi; Ascomycota; Eurotiomycetes; Onygenales; Ajellomycetaceae. The coding region runs from base 1 to 1413 and encodes 470 amino acids.
AUGUCUUACGCGCUGGCUACGAAGAAACGGAAGUUCCACAGGGUCCUUGAUUCGUUAUCGGGUGCCAAUUUACAGAGAUCUUCCAAUGCAAGCUCUUCGACAACUACACCUCAUGCCUCCCAAACGGACUCGGACACCCCAGCGCAGUGUCCGACGAUCAAAAGGGUACGGGUAGCAUCCUCGGGCUCAGAAACUAAUCCCGACGGUAUGGUCGCGAGGAAAUCUGUGUCCAAUACAUCUCUUGACUCUUCUCAGCAGCCAUCGCCGCAACCUCGCCCCAAUUUCGUUCCCUGGGACCGCGAGCGGUUUCUCGAGCGGUUGGAAACGUUCCGCAGGGUGGAUCGAUGGUCCCCAAAACCAGCUCCUAUAAAUGAGGUUCAAUGGGCGAAACGGGGUUGGUCGUGCGUGGAUGUUAUGCGAGUGGAAUGUGUGGGUGGCUGUGGUUGUGCUGUGGUUGUGAAGCUCCCAGAAGAUGUGGACGACGUGGGCGAGGAUGAGGCGGACAAAAUAAUAGAGCGUAGGGAAGUCGAGGCUAGAUUGGUGGAGGAAUAUUCUAAACUAAUAUCAGAUGGGCAUGCUGAACGAUGCCCGUGGCGGAAAAGCGGUUGUGAUGAUACCAUACAGCGGCUGCCGCUCACAAAUCCGGAAACAGCAGUAAAUAACUUACACACGCGCUAUUUGAAUCUUGCCAGUCUUGAGUCUAAACUACCUCCAAUCGAUAACAUCCAACUGCCAUCUGAAUUAGAUUUGGACGAAACACUCAGGAUAUUACCUCCGACAUUUUUGAGUGAUGCACUAGAGUGUGUGACCGGACAGCCCACUGACAAACUUCCCGAACAACCUAUCGAUCACGACUCUAGUCGAACCAAUAUAUCCUGUCAAAAUGGAGAUGGCAAAGUUAAUAAAACGGCAUUUGCACUUGCAACUUUUGGCUGGGAUGCCACCCCUGAUAUUGGGGCUGGAUUAGCAACAUGCGGAGCCUGCUUCCGUCGGCUGGGCUUAUGGAUGUAUAAACCUAAGGAAGACGGGAGUAUAUCGGUGUAUGCAAAACUUGAUGUUGUUGGCGAGCAUUUGGAUUACUGCCCGUGGGUCAACCCGGAAACACAGAGUGGAGGCCGGAAACCUGUCUUACAUGGCUUUGACGGGAAACGGCAGAGCGGCUGGGAAAUUUUGGCCCAGGCAAUUAAGACUGUCCAUCGUCGGCGGACGAGAGGUGAUAUACCCUCGACGCCAGCUGAGGCAGUUGAGGCAGCAAAUCAGGAAUCGUUGGCAAAUCCAGCAGAAGACAAGCUCGAUGACGACGAAAAGCGAAAACUGCGGGAUAGAGAAUGGUGGAUUAAACUGCGGAGAGUAAGGCAGUCUCUGCAAGUGAAGAGCCCGAAAAAGACGAAAUAUGUUGCUGGGGGACGUUGAGAAUUUAUAUCGCUUGUUAUAUAUAUGACAUGAUUUAAUCUUUGGCGCCUUUUCAGCUUCUAUCUUGCAAUGUAUAUUAUGUUAUACCCAUCGUGUUUAUCCUCAAUAUAGUAUUAUUUGAGUCUAC